GUUCAGCCCUCGGAAGGGCCAGGGGGUCGGACUGUCCCAGGGAUGCGACCACGCGGGCGCUAAGGGGCACGGGCGCGGCCAUGGCGUCGUCGGAGGGGCGUCCCGAAGAGGCCUCGUCGCGUUCAGGCGGCGGCGGCGGCAGCGGAGGCGCCGGCAAUGCGCAAGACAGCUCGGACAACGCGGACGAGACGUCCAGCAUGGGCGAGUCGCCUAUGUGCCGCAUCUGCUUCCGUGGCUCCCGCGCCGGCAGCCUGCUGUCGCCGUGCAACUGCAAAGGCACCAUCGGGCUCGUCCACAAGGAGUGCCUCGAGGAGUGGCUCUCGCGACGCAACACCGACGAGUGCAACAUCUGCUCGUACCAGUUCAAGGUGGAGCGCACUCCGAAGAGCCUCUGGGACUGGCUCCGCGACCCGAGCAGCCGGGCGAACCGCUGGUACAUCCUGGUCGACAUGUCCCUGUCCCUGUUCGGCGCCGUCAUGCUGCUCGUGUCCGCCUGGCUGUCGGCGGUCGAGAUGAUCAGCGGCAUCUCGUCCGUGCUCGGAUGCGUGCUCAUCUGCGUCAUCGUCGUGCUCGCGGGACUCAUAUGCGUGGCCGACAUCUACCUCAUGGUGCGACACCACCACCAGGCGCUCGUCCAGUGGCGCCAGAACAACUGGGGCGUGCGCCUUGUGUUGCCCACCGAUAGCGCCGUCCAGUCAGAGACCGCCAGAAACCCACCGCCACCGCCUUCGGAGCCACCUUCGAUGUCGUUGAAUAGCACGACCGCCACAGCCACGGGGCCCGCCGCCAACGCGACGACCGCUGCGACGGCGCCGCAACAAGAUUCGACGGCCACUGACCAUCCAGUCGUGUGAAGAAGCGCGAUACGGUAGUGGUCUUGGCG
Molecule: messenger RNA, 883 nt
Organism: Rhipicephalus sanguineus (brown dog tick)
Lineage: Eukaryota; Metazoa; Arthropoda; Arachnida; Ixodida; Ixodidae
Product: E3 ubiquitin-protein ligase MARCHF3
Exons: 2
Coding region: 81-854 (257 amino acids)
Biological process (GO): protein ubiquitination
Molecular function (GO): zinc ion binding; ubiquitin-protein transferase activity
Source: RefSeq, a predicted model, not a curated record